AUGUUCAAGGACAACCAGCUCGUCAAGGCCUGGGAGUCCACCAUCCGCAAGACUGCUGCUACUCUUCACCAGGAGAAGCAACAGAAUACGCAGCACCAUCGCCGUCGCAGCGUCGCUUCGGCGUCCAUGUCGAUUCUCCCCGGCGACGACCAGCUCGAUGUCUCUUCCGGUGACAAUAACGCCCCGAGUACGCCCGUGGGGAACGACGAGACGGGCUCUGUCUACCACGCCGAGCGCGUUCUCUCCACCGGCGACUUCUACACCGGGCAGUGGUGCGGAAGCGUGCCGCACGGGCAGGGCAAGUACCUCUGGACCGACGGGUGCAUGUACGAAGGCGAGUGGCACAACGGGAAGACGAUGGGCAAGGGCAAGUUCUCGUGGCCCUCCGGCGCCACCUACGAAGGCGAGUUCAAGGCCGGGUUCAUGGACGGCUACGGCACCUACAUCGGCGCGCUCGGCGACACCUACCGCGGCACCUGGUCCAUUAACCUCAAGCACGGCCACGGCGUGAAGUCCUUCGCCAGCGGCGACUACUACGACGGCGAGUGGCGAAGCGGCGUGCAAGAUGGGCACGGGCGGUACGUGUGGAAGAACGGGAAUGAGUACGUGGGGCAGUGGCGGGCCGGCAUCGUGGACGGCCGCGGCACGCUCGUGUGGGGGAAUGGGAAUCGGUACGACGGCGGAUGGGAAAAUGGCCUCCCCAAAGGGAAUGGCAACUUCAGGUGGGCCGACGGAGGGCUUUACGUCGGGAAUUGGAGCAAGGAGAACGGGAGCCUCCAGCAGAAAGGCGUCUACCAUCCGUCCCCGACGGCCUCCUCGCCGACCGCCCGAGAUCCCUACGUCAUCUUCAUGGCCGGCCUCGGAGAUUGCAAGGUGUCCAACAUCGAAGACGUCUCUAUUCUGCCAUCCCAAAAGACUCUGAAUUGGCCCGGCACGGAAGCCGAUAAUCAGCUGGCACAAAAGCAAGCGGCCUGGCGAUCCUCCAAGACGGGAGAAUUGCCGGCGAGGCGGCGGCGAGCUUCGAUCGAGACGGCGGCGGCCAUCGGGGCGACACCGCGAGGGCUCCCCGGACACCAUGCUAGCAACACCAUAGCAAAAGGUGCCGAUGAGUUUCCCGGCGAGAUGGAUGAAUAUCAAGUGGAAUCGAGGGGCAUAGGGAGGAUCCUCCCGACGAGGUUGCCGGCUAAGGAUCAGGCAAAGAAGCAAGGUGACGCAAUAUCGAAAGGCCAUCAGAAGUAUGAACUGAUGCUCAAUCUCCAACUCGGAAUCAGGCAUGCAGUGGGGAAACUCCCUGAACCCAAGUCACUUGACCUCAAGACACCUUCAUUUGACCCUAAAGAAAAGAUAUGGACAAGGUUUCCACCAGAGGGAACCAAACAUACACCCCCACACCCUUGUUCUGAUUUCAAGUGGAAGGACUACUGUCCUCUAGUUUUCAGGACACUUCGCAAGCUAUUCAUGGUUGAUCCAGCUGAUUAUAUGCUUUCAAUAUGUGGAAACGAUGCUCUGCGAGAGCUUUCAUCUCCUGGGAAAAGUGGAAGCUUUUUUUACCUUACGAAUGAUGAUAAAUACAUGAUCAAGACAAUGAAGAAAUCUGAAGUAAAAGUUCUUCUAAGGAUGCUUCCGGCAUACUAUAACCAUGUUCGAGCUUUCGAGAACACUUUGGUGACCAAGUUCUUCGGCUUGCAUUGUGUCAAACUUACGGGGGCUACUCAGAGAAAGGUUCGAUUUGUCAUAAUGGGGAACCUCUUCUGCUCCGGGAAUUCUAUCCAUAGGCGUUUCGACCUCAAGGGAUCUUCUCACGGUCGUACGACAGAUAAACCUGAGGCAGAAAUUGAUGAGAACACUACUCUCAAAGACCUUGACCUGAAUUUUAUAUUUCGACUGCAAAAAUCUUGGUUCCAGGAAUUUCACAAGCAAGUUGAUCGAGACUGCGAAUUGUUGGAGCAAGAGAGAAUUAUGGAUUACAGUCUCUUAGUGGGAGUUCAUUUUAGUGAAACAUCCGUCUCCCAAGAAAAUGAGGCUACUCCUCGCCUUUCUAGAGCUGAUAUGGAUCAACUUCCUUGUGAUGCAACACAGUGGGAAUCUACAAAACUAGGUGCAAAUAUGCCGGCUAAGGUCGAAUCGAUAGUCCGAAAAAAUGAUCCUGAAUCAUUUCUGAAUUUUGAACCAACAGGGGAGUUUCAUGAUGUGGUUUUAUACUUUGGCAUUAUAGAUAUUCUCCAAGAUUAUGAUAUCAGCAAGAAGCUUGAACAUGCUUACAAAUCUUUUCAGUAUGAUCCAACCUCUAUAUCAGCUGUUGAUCCUAGACAAUACUCAAAGCGAUUUCGCGACUUCAUUUAUAAAGUCUUCGUAGAAGAAGACUAA
Messenger RNA from Zingiber officinale, 2367 nucleotides. RefSeq names its product phosphatidylinositol 4-phosphate 5-kinase 6-like. Gene Ontology annotation, molecular function: 1-phosphatidylinositol-4-phosphate 5-kinase activity; ATP binding. Bases 1 to 2367 code for a protein of 788 amino acids. The transcript is spliced from 9 exons. Lineage: Eukaryota; Viridiplantae; Streptophyta; Magnoliopsida; Zingiberales; Zingiberaceae. The record is from RefSeq and is a predicted model, not a curated record. Gene Ontology annotation, biological process: phosphatidylinositol metabolic process.